Messenger RNA from Leptopilina boulardi, 1313 nucleotides. It is a transcript of the gene Daao2, whose product is annotated as D-aspartate oxidase. The transcript is spliced from 7 exons. Bases 207 to 1226 code for a protein of 339 amino acids. Gene Ontology annotation, molecular function: FAD binding; D-amino-acid oxidase activity. The record is from RefSeq and is a predicted model, not a curated record. NCBI's taxonomy places the organism in Eukaryota, Metazoa, Arthropoda, Insecta, Hymenoptera, Figitidae.
AAUUGAGAGACAAUAAAGUGAAUUAAAAGCUGAGAUAAUAUAGAAAAAUUUUCUCGUUUUUUUUUGGCAAAUUAGUGAUUUUUCGGAAAAUUUGUGCAAAUAAUUUUGUUAUUUUUGUGAUUAUUUUCUAUUAUUAAUUAUUUUCAAAAAAAAAAAAAAAAAAAAAAAAAAAAAAAAAAAAAAAAAAAAAAAAAAAAAAAAAAACAAUGAAAAUUGCUAUUGUGGGUGCAGGUGUCAUUGGAAUGACAUCGGCAGUGGCAAUAAAAAAUGCUUUUCCCACUGUAAAUGUUACAGUUUUUGCGGAUUCAUUUACACCACAUACUACAGGCGAUGGAAGUGCUGGACUUUGGGGUCCCUAUGUUCUUGGAGACACUUCUGAUGAGAAAAUUGUACGUUGGUCCGGAGACACUCACAAGUGGAUGGAACAAUUUUGGAAAAGUCCAUUGGCACUUGAGGUGGGAAUUUCUUUAACGCCAAUAUUUCGAUUUACCAACGAUCCAAAGGGAUAUCCAAAACCAGCUUGGGUGCCUCUCGUUUAUGGCGUUCAAGAAUUAAAACAAGACGAAUUAAAAAGAAUUAAUGAAGAAUAUAAAUCAAAUUAUACAGGGGGGUGGCAAUUUUUGUCCUACACGUGCGAGCCAUCGAAACUAUUGCCAUGGUUAAUGAAAACAUUUAAAUCAAAGUCUGGGAAAAUUAAGAGGAGAAAAAUUAACACACUAGACGAGCUAAAAAAUGAGAAAUAUGAUGUGAUCGUAAAUUGUAGUGGUUUAGGGGCACGAGAACUUGUAAAGGACUCUCAAGUUACGCCUGUUAGGGGUCAAGUGUCUCGGGUAAACGCUUCAUGGAUGUUUCACACAUUAUUGGAGGAUAAUGAUGGUGGAAAUUAUAUCAUUUCUAAUUUAGAAAGUGUGAUUUUGGGUGGAACUAAACAAAAAAAUGAUUUCUCUCUUUCGAUACGUGAAAAGGAUUCAAAAUUUAUUCUUGAUGGAUGUGCACGAAUGAUUCCUGCAUUAAAAACAAGUGAAAUUUUAAGCGAAUGGGUUGGACUGAGACCCGGAAGACCACAAGUUCGAUUAGAAGCGGAAAUUGAAAAAAAUUCAAAUUCUUUGAUAAUACACAACUAUGGACACGGAGGAAGUGGCGUUACUUUAUGUUGGGGAUGUGCUUUAAAUGUGGUGGAAAUUUUAAAAGAUCUCAAAUUUCCAAAUUUUAAAUCAAAACUCUAAAUAAUUUUAUUUUUAUAAAUUUUUUUGUUCUCAAUUUAUUUUCUAUUGAUUGUUUAUUACAAAAAUAAAUAAAUAUGCAAAAAAAAA